GAAGGAGAUUGACCUUCAUUUUUUUUGCUUGAAAAGACUAAAUGGAAUGAGGACGGAUAGAUAAAAAUAAUAGAGAAAUGGAAAAUUAGCAUAACGAAAUUGCUUGCGCCCGUGACCCUCACCGCUGACAGAUGACGUCAUGGUUGUGCCACAUCGAAAUUUAUGUUUACAUAUUCGCUCAACAGAAGGUGGAAAAACUCCUUCUAAAGCUAUAUUUUAUGGGUACAACGCCAUUUAAAAGCCUUUGAAUGUCUACUACAUCUUGUUUUCAAGACAGAGAUGCUAUCAGAGUCAAAGCUUUGCUUGAGAAUGUCAAAGGAAGAGAGUUAAGAUGUUUUGCAGUUGAUCCGAAUAUUACAUCGUUUGAGAAUUUAAGUCAGUUGUUGAAGAGGGCUUUUCAACUUUCUGGGGAGUUUGAAAUCUCUUAUCAGCUUCCUCAGUCAAGUGACACUGGGAAGAGGCCUGACGUGUUUGUUUCACUGACGUCUGACUUUGAUCUUGAUGCUGCGUUUCUCAGUGCUUCUCUUCCAUAUCUGUCAUUGAGAGUUGAUCCUUUGUUAAGGCCAGAUGAAGAAAAUGACUGGGCAAUACUUAACAUUUCUGAAGCUCCACCUACCAAUAAUGUGUUAUCUUCUAAGCUUACUCCUUCAGUACCCUUCCACAUAUCUAUCAAACACCAAAUGGAAAAGACCCUUAAUCAAAUAACCAAAGCAUUAACUACACCAACCAAGAAAGGACCUUUAAAAGACAGCGAUUGGUAUCAUUUCCUCGAUUGUGAAGGACGUCUUAUUCACACAGAAGAAUUUGUGUCCUGGGUUUUCCAGUGUGGUGUGGUUCCAUCUCUAAGGAAAGAAGUAUGGCCACAUCUCCUUCACGUGUUCCCCCCUGACUUAACAAGUGAUGAAAGAGAAAGAUAUUUAUUAAUGAAAUCCCAAGUCUUUUGGCAUCUGAAAUCAGAAUGGCAAACCAGGGACCCAAAAGACAUUGAGUCACUUUCUCACAUGAUACGGAAGGAUGUUGUUCGAACUGAUAAAGCGUGCCCAUACUUUGACGUACCCGAGGAUCACCCAAAUAUUGAAUCGCUGUUUAAUAUCUUAAUGACUUAUGCCAUAGUGAACCCAGACGUUUCUUAUGUCCAAGGCAUGAGUGAUCUAGCGUCUCCAUUACUAGUAGUAUUAAAUGAUGAAGCUAUUGCAUACACUUGUUUCUGCUCAUUGAUGUACAGAAUGAAAACUCACUUUCUUCUUGACAGUAAAGCCAUGAGUCAAAAAUUUGAACACCUCUCUUUACUUGUACAAAGAACAGAUCCAGAGUUAUAUAAAUACUUGGUGAACAUUGGUGCAGAGGAUAUGUUUUUCUGUUAUCGCUGGCUUUUACUUGACCUCAAAAGGGAGUUCCAGUUUACUGACAGUCUAAAUAUCAUGGAGGUAAUAUGGAGUACGACAUCUCCAUUUGGUUCACAGGGGAUGUCUUCGGAGACGUUCAACUCUGCAGCGAAGACUGUCAGAAAUAAAUGUGAAAACUUCAAAAAUGACAAUAUAGUUUGUGAUAUUGGCUUAGAACCUGAAGAAGAGGAUGAGGAUCUUGAAGAUUCCUUCACCAUGAUUAAUAACUUUAAUGGAAGUGAUACACCAGAAGCAAACCUGAUUCAGAUUCCAGGGCCUUACGAGCUGGGUAGUGGCAAUCCUUUUGCACUGUUUAUUUGCUUAGCAAUAUUGCUUCUCCACAAGGAUUAUUGCUUUCAAAAAAAAAUGGACUACAAUGCGCUUGCAAUGUACUUUGACAAGAUGCUUCGUAAACAUGAUUUGAGUAGAACUCUUGCUAAAGCGAGAGUCUUGUACAUGGAGUAUCUAGAAGUAUUCAACGCCAACAACAAACCAGAGGAAUGUUCUGAAAUAAAGGAGGAAAGUAAUCCUAGCAGUUUUUGGCUUGAAGAUAAAGCUAUUGAAGUUCCUCAACAAUUAGGGCAGUUUAUUCAAUGUUAGAGUUUGAGUUAAGCAUUGGGAGCCAUGCAGAGCAGCAAGGCUGAAUUUUGAAUGUUAUAAAUAAUACAACCCAUAGAAUAGUGCACAGUUAUUUUUUUGUUUUUUGUUUUUGAAAAUAAUAGACUUCUUGUAUAAAGUGGGGAGAAGGUCAUAAGAAAUGGGAAAAUCAUGGAAUGCAACUAAUUUUCAAGUAUGCAAAAAGAAAAACAUAAAAUUCUAUAUAUUUUUUGCCCUCUAUACUUGAAGAACUUAUUACAAGAGGUACAUUAUAGCUAAAAAGAUAAAAUAUGAAUAGAUUGGUUUUUGAUUAAGUUUUUUUUUCCUGUACUGUUCUCAAUGACACAUUCAAAUAGCAAAAGUGAGUGCUCAAAAUACAGCACAUUGCAAGUGUUUAUAAAUUUGCAUACACUAUAACUAUAAAUUCAAAGAAGCUAUUUUUUAUCUGGUUUUAUUCUUAUCUUUCACAUUUAUCAUGAGUGGGCUCCCUGUGCUAUUACAAUUAUAAAAUUAUUGCAAAUAGAUUU
Messenger RNA from Actinia tenebrosa (Australian red waratah sea anemone), 2509 nucleotides. Its product is annotated as TBC1 domain family member 25. The record is from RefSeq and is a predicted model, not a curated record. Gene Ontology annotation, molecular function: GTPase activator activity. Gene Ontology annotation, biological process: activation of GTPase activity. NCBI's taxonomy places the organism in Eukaryota, Metazoa, Cnidaria, Anthozoa, Actiniaria, Actiniidae.